AUGACGACUAUCGCAGACAUCCCAGCCGUGACGGCCACGCAUCUCCCCACUCCCACAUCCACACCCAUCGAUCUUGGAUCGGGCGAAUUAUCGCUGACCGUCUUGCCCCCGAACCCUCCGACUCAACCUCUUCAGGUCCUCACUUUGACUGUCGGUUCUCUUAGCUGGCCGUUGCUUCCAAAUACCCCGGUCAGAAAGAUUCAGGCGCUCAAGGAACAUGCUGUGUACACUUUCAGUCCCGCUCCGGCUGACGGAGGAGCGGCUUUGGGCGAGGUCAGGCUGAACAUGAAGAGCAGCGCCUCACAGGGCGAAUGGGAGGCCACAGAAGCCCUCUGUGCCAAAUUUGAAGAUGCACUGAAAACCAAGAAAGUCUGGGACGAGCGGGUCCUGUUUGUAAACGACGAGUACGAGAUGGCCGGCAAGACUCAGAAAGGAUGGGGAGAGACUAUCGCAUCGGCUGUCAUCGGAGCGAGUAAGACGGCGACCGAGAGAUUGACAGCGUACACGGACAAGCACGUCGCGGCAACCAAUCCUUCGCACCCUGCUCCUCCUUCCCAGGCUGUAGCGGAAGCCGCUCGAAAUGCCAACCUCAAGACACAGACCUGGGCUGAAAAGGCAGAGGUCGGAGCUCUCAAAGUUGGAAAUUCAAUCCACGAGGGAGGCAAGAAGCUCGGAUCCCACCUGCCCGACUCUAUCGCCCAAGCUGCGAAACCUGUCCCUGAUAAUGAAAAGACCGAAUUCAGACAUCAGGCUGAAUCAGCUUGGGAACAGGCUCAGAUCGCCGCGCAAGGUAUCGCUAGCGCGGCUGCUGGCCUCGCCACGAGCGUCAGCGAGAAUGCCCAUCGAGCUGUUGAUCACAACUAUGGAAAAGAGGCGGACAGUGUUGCCCAUGACAUUGGUCAGACUGGCGCAAACCUAGGAGCUACUGGCUUCCAAGCUCACAAAGCGACUAGCGUCAUUAUUCAAGGUGCCAAUUUGACGACAGGUAUCAACGAGACCAGCUCUGUGGGAGCGACAUCCGGAGCUGAUGACAUUAAGAAGUAA
Molecule: messenger RNA, 1044 nt
Organism: Kockovaella imperatae
Lineage: Eukaryota; Fungi; Basidiomycota; Tremellomycetes; Tremellales; Cuniculitremaceae
Exons: 5
Coding region: 1-1044 (347 amino acids)
Source: RefSeq, a predicted model, not a curated record